Cooperia oncophora is the source of this 300-nucleotide messenger RNA. NCBI's taxonomy places the organism in Eukaryota, Metazoa, Nematoda, Chromadorea, Rhabditida, Trichostrongylidae. The record is from the annotation of a GenBank genome assembly.
AUGAUAUCGUCAAGAGCCCGUCAGAUCAAAGAGAGUAUCGGGGACUUGAACUCACAAAUGGCCUCCGGGUACUACUGGUAUCGGAUCCCACUACAGAUAAAUCUGCCGCUGCAAUGGAUGUUAAUGAAGUCUCAUGGAUCCGUGGGAGCUUGCCAAGGGCUGGCGCACUUCUGCGAGCACAUGCUCUUUCUUGGUACUGAUAAAUAUCCAGAGGAGAACGAAUUCUUCAGUGUAAGUCAUGUAAAUAAGAGUGGACCAGGUAGAAAUUAUAGGCACUCAUUUCCCCAAAAUUUCAAUCUC